CACUGUUUCAGUUUAGCCCUUUAUUGAUUCCAUAUGCUAAGUCUCAAAGGAAAUAUGCAAGAUUCCUCUUUCACAUAAGCUGACAGAAGCGUUUAACCAUAAAACUCAGCCACAGUCAGUGAGCAAAUGGUUUUUAGUUUCCAGAUUAAUUUAUACAAUGAAGACACCCACAGCUGAGUGUUGCUGAUGAGGUGAGGUGAAAGUUAGCAAACGAAACCAAUAUUAAAGCUGUGUUUUACGACAACCAUAUUGCAGUUUUGUUCUGUGAAACAUCUCGCCUGAGAAUCUGGGAACAAUUUAAGGACUAGAGUGCCCCAAAACCCAAAAGGCAACCAAAGAAAUUCGUCAGAGACAAAACCAUCACAAUAAGAAUGACCUUCAUCACAGGGCUGCCAAUAUUAAUACUUGUCUUCAGUGUAAACAUUCAUUGUCAAGAAAACUAUGAUGGUCCAUUUGCUCCACCUCCACGACAACGACGUAUUCGUACACCUAUAGAGACUGAUCUAUAUAGAUUCUUUCCCAGAGAGUGUGCUCAAGAAUGCAGAUGCACACCAUCAUUUCCUUUGGCUAUGUACUGUGACAAUCGAAAACUCAAAUAUGUGCCCAAUAUCCCAGCACAUGUGCGAUACCUUUAUCUUCAGAUCAACGAAAUUGAAAGUGUACCAGAAAAUGCUUUUGUUAAUGCAACAUUGCUUCAAGAAAUUAAUCUUAGCCACAAUAAAUUGAAGUCUUCUAAGAUACCCAAAGGUGUGUUUGGAAAGCUCCAAAAUCUGAUUGGCCUUAACCUGGAACACAACAAACUUGAAGAAGUUCCAGUUCCACUUCCUAAAUCUCUUCAAAGACUUACUUUGGGUUUCAACAAGAUUACUAAACUGCCUGCUGACAAUUUUCGUACACUAAUUAAUGUAACAAUGCUGGACCUGAGCAAUAAUAAACUUCCUGAUGGCGCUGUCAAGGGAAAUUAUCUUGGAAAAAUGAAGGGUCUCCUACAAUUAAACUUGCACAGCAACAAGCUGAAAUCCAUGCCAGGAGAUCUUCCAUCUUCUCUGCUGCAACUUUCAGUUGAAAACAACUCAAUAUCAUCUAUCCCAGAAAAUUACUUCAGAAAAACUCCAAACCUCAUCUCAUUAAGGAUGACAUACAAUAAGCUGAAACAAGUCCCAUACAGUGUGUUCAAUCUCUCAAAUUUAUUGGAACUGAAUCUAGGACACAACCAACUGUCUGAAACCUUCUACGUUUCAAGGCAACUAGAGCACCUGUACCUCAACAAUAACAACUUUACAACACUUAAUAUUACCUUGAUGUGCCCAGCAAUUGAUAUCACAAACCCAAACCAUCUGACAUAUAUACGGCUUGAGAAAAAUAUGCUGAGACGCCCUUUCAGCAUGUAUAUCUAUGUCUGCUUCCCUCGUCUCCGAAAUUUAGAUUUUGGUGAACAGAAUCCCGCACCAAUUGUUGAAACCCAAGGAGCCCCUGGACUGUUUGGAAUACCAAUGUCACCACCUGAUGGAGAACCAGAAAGUCUAAUCAAUUACUAGCUAUUAUCCAUGUAACGAAUUAAUAAUAGCUUCAAAAGUAAUUAUGCAUCUCAUCUACCUAUUGCAUAAUUUGUCUAAACCACAAAAGCAAACAAAUGUCAUGUUGUUUUCACUCGACUGUCAAUUUCUUUAUCAAAAUCUGCCUACAAAAAGAUGGUACAUUCUGAGAUUGGAAGUCAAAAUGAAUUUUAUUUUUAAUUUCGACUAACUUUUUAAAACAAGUAUUUGGAAAAUGCAUUUCCACAGGGACAAAGAGAAACAAUUGGUUCUAUCAGUUUGAAUUAAAUGAAUGAAUUAGCUUUAUCACCACUUGUGACAAUAACGGAAAAAGACAUCGUUUUAAAGCUAGUUAGCAUUUCAUUGCAAGACUUAAUGCAAAACAAUGUACAUUUUUGAACAGAACCAUGAAAUGGAUCAUCCCAUAAUAAAGGACCCCCUUACAUGGGGCAUGCCAAAUUGACAGCCAUAGGGAUGAGCACAUGAGCCAAUUGCAUAUAUUACAACUUUUCCGUUGUAAUUUGAUAAGUGUUGAUAACACCUAGAUUACAAAAAUACUCAUGAUGUACACUUAUAUUUGAGAAAAGACUGACUUCAGGCAGAAGUGAACACAGGAAUCUUCUUGCACAUAAAGGAGAAUGGGGUGGCAUCACAGCAUAAUGUGGAGAAGAUCCAGUUGCAAAGAAUGAAUGUUGAAAAUCAUACUUGCGUGCCUCCAGUAAAAAACAAGCUCAAAGUUAAAAAUCUAAUUUCAGCCUCCAUUUAUUUAAUCAUAUGUUCUACAUCAAUUAUGCCACAUUUGUCCUUUAGUCUAGCUAUUGUCAAGUCUCCUUUCACUUUAUGCAUGCAAACAAUUCUGACUAUCACAUACCUCUAAGACUGUACAGUCAAGAUUGAAUUACAAUCAAUAUAUAUGUAAUAAUGUUAUGUAAUGCACAUGUUUUAAAAGAAAAUCACAUUAUUAAACUGAUGUAGAAGAAAAUGAGCAAAUAUCAAAAACAAAACAUUAGGUUCUCACAGAAGUAUUCUAUGAAACAUAGGAAAUUAAAUGUAUUUAGAUUCAUUCUUCCUAUACUGCACGUUUCUACCUAACAUGUUCAAAAAUUUUCAGAAAACUCAUUUCUCAAAUUGUCAUACUUAACAGUUACGAUUGGGUUGGGAUAUCUGAUCGGCAUGGACAAGUUUCCGUGCCGUACAUCUCUAUAACUAUGACUGAGAACUCACAAUAAAGAUUCCACCUAAAUAAUCUAACUUUCCAUGAAAUUGUAUACUUAUGCUGCUUAGACUUUUAUUCACAAUAACUUUGCGUAACUUUUUAUUAAGCUUACUUUUGCAAAUGCUGUAUUUAAGUAGCAGAAUGUUAAGGUUGUGCUGAAGUUGA
Chiloscyllium plagiosum (whitespotted bambooshark) is the source of this 2916-nucleotide messenger RNA. It is a transcript of the gene omd, whose product is annotated as osteomodulin. The record is from RefSeq and is a predicted model, not a curated record. Gene Ontology annotation, molecular function: protein binding. NCBI's taxonomy places the organism in Eukaryota, Metazoa, Chordata, Chondrichthyes, Orectolobiformes, Hemiscylliidae.